Molecule: messenger RNA, 2445 nt
Organism: Venturia canescens
Lineage: Eukaryota; Metazoa; Arthropoda; Insecta; Hymenoptera; Ichneumonidae
Gene: pelo
Product: AH receptor-interacting protein
Exons: 10
Coding region: 1172-2137 (321 amino acids)
Molecular function (GO): peptidyl-prolyl cis-trans isomerase activity; protein binding
Source: RefSeq, a predicted model, not a curated record
AUAGCUCCGCUUCAAGUAGCCACUCGAGUCGUGUAGUUCUCCGCGAUAACAAAUUUUCGUUCUUGAAAACUCGAAAUUUAUGGAGCUAAAGUCUCUCGUGUUCUCUCAACUUGUUUGCUUUCGUGUCAUCUCUAAUCUUGAGCUUCCCAUGCUUCUCUGUGCAUCGUAAGCAAAAGUAAAUUCGCAACAGGCUUUCUGAAGAUGAGACACGCCGUGGUAACAAAGUUAUUUGAGAGCAGAAUCGCUUUCGAGUAGAGCUGUAACGAGGAAACUCGUCGUUCUGUUCGAGUCGAUUCAUUUUUGUAACUCAAUCAGGCGAUUUGUAUCCUUAAAUCACAAUUAAACCACUCCAUAUAAAUGAGAAGGCAAAUUUCAUUCGUUCUUCUCUCCGAGUGCAUGGUCAGUGGAAAAACGACCCAAGUCAAGUCACUUCCUCAUCCGUUGUGGCUCAACGAUCUUCACACGCGCCUAGAGGCACCAAAAAGAAAAAAAUGGACCGGUUUAUCCACAUUUUCUUUGGGCACAAGCGCAUCGGGCAAGUACUUGUAGGCAACAAUUUUGGAAGGAAACAUUUGAAUUAGUAAAAUCCAUGAAAGUGAAGUGAAGUGAAAGAGAUUGAUAAAAUCGUUUUUCAAUUCUAUAAAAUAACCUCAGAUGAUCAAAAUGCUUUAAUUUUGUCUGCACAAAUAAACCCGAAUGAUCUUUCAGUUCCAGUUGCAUUGUCGUCCAGAAAAACUCAAUAUUUUCGUUUUCACAUAAUCAAUUUAACAAAUCGUUAGACUUUAAAUGGGCGUUGACUGCACAACAUCGUUUAAUAAUAUUGUGCUCAGAGAUGUGACAUUGGAUUCCAGGGAUUUUUGAGACCACCGCUCAGUAGCAAGGGAUAACGGAUUUGUCCAAAACUCAUAAGAAUUUUCAAGGUGCUAUUCCAUGGGCGACAAGCAACAAAAUCAAAUUGGAAUCUGAUGUGACAGUGUGGCUAAAGUGAAAAGUGCAACAAUACACGUAUGCGUUACUUCAAUAAAUGACAAAUGAGUUAUCUGUGUGCAUUUUGGGAGCUUUCCAGCAAGUGACACAGAGCAACACAGUGUAACACAGCGUCAUAUGAGAUCCAGCUCUAUUUUCCUGCGGCCAUCUUUUACAUGUCAAUAUCUAACACCAAUUAUUCAUCAUGGAGCAAAAGACGAAAGAAAAAAUUGUAAAACAUGUUUUACAUGCCGGAACAAAAGCAGUUACAUUUGUUCCUGGUACAAAAGUUAUGUUUCAUUUCACAACAAAUAAAUGUAACAAUGACAAGACAUUGAUCGAUGACAGUAGAAAAAUUGGCAGGCCUAUGGAGCUUGUAUUGGGAAAACAAUUCAAAUUGGAAGUUUGGGAAGCUAUGGUACAAAAAAUGGCUCUGAACGAAGUUGCCAGGUUUAUCGUUGACAAGAGUCUAGUCGUUGCUUAUCCCUUUGUAUCAAAAACAUUGAGGGAAGUUGGCAAGCCACAAUCCGAGAGACGAAAUAAACAUUGCUGCGGUGUGACGUUACAGAAUGAAGGAAUAGGCUAUGAAGAUUUAAAUGAAUUGAUAAAAAAUCCACAGGAUCUGGAAUUCACAUUUGAACUGCUUAAAGUGGUACCUCCAAGUGAAUAUGAAAAAGAAUCCUGGCAAAUGACUGAGAAGGAAAGACUUGACAGUGUACCAGGCUUAAGAGAAAAAGGCAAUAGCCAAUUCAAGGAAAAAAACUACAAAGCUGCAUCUGAAUCGUAUGCAACAGCGAUUGGAACUUUAGAACAACUGAUGCUACUUGAAAAACCAAAUGAUGAGGAAUGGUUAGAGCUUAACCGUAUGAAAAUCCCUCUACUUCUUAAUUACGCACAGUGCAAAUUAAUACAGAAAGAAUAUUAUGACGUUAUUGAACACUGUACAACGGUGCUCAAAACCGAACCAGAUAAUGUAAAAGCAUUAUAUCGAAGAGGAAAAGCUCACAUUGGUGCUUGGAACGAAACUGAAGCUUUUCGGGAUUUGAGAAGGGCAGCAGAGCUCGAUGGAACUUUGAGAAGUACUGUCGAAAAAGAAUUACAGACAUUUGUGAUGUCGAUUAGAGAAAAAGAUACGAAGCAGAAGAAAAGUUUUACACAAAUGUUUUCUUAAAAAACCGUUACUUAGUCAUUGAGCAUCAUCGAUAUAAUAAUCGUUUCGUAUCUGAAAUGUUUUCCGAAAGGCGGCGCUGCUGAAUAAUUGCAGAAAGAUUCUAACCUCAAAAAAAUGUGAGAUAAUGCUGAAUUUUUUGACACGAAAGACAUCGAUAAACAAAAAAAAGGAAAGAGAAGGAAAAAAGAUCAAUGAAUGCUGACCUUGAGGUCAUUGAACUUUUCGAUAAAUGUAUUCUUCACCGGCCUGAAAAUCGAACUUUGUCGAGUGAUUUUCGUAGUAAAUAAAUUUCGAUGUCCGUUCUGAAA